This is a messenger RNA of Cavia porcellus (domestic guinea pig), 601 nucleotides long. Its product is annotated as histone H2A type 1. The record is from RefSeq and is a predicted model, not a curated record. NCBI's taxonomy places the organism in Eukaryota, Metazoa, Chordata, Mammalia, Rodentia, Caviidae. Gene Ontology annotation, cellular component: nucleosome; chromatin. Gene Ontology annotation, molecular function: protein heterodimerization activity; DNA binding; structural constituent of chromatin. The transcript has a single exon. Bases 79 to 471 code for a protein of 130 amino acids. Gene Ontology annotation, biological process: heterochromatin formation.
UGGCUAGUAAUGCAUCCCUGCGGUGACUAUAAAUAUGUUUCUUCACGUCAGCUGCGCUUGCUCUUGUACUUUUGAACAAUGUCUGGACGCGGCAAGCAAGGAGGCAAGGCUCGCGCUAAGGCUAAGACCCGGUCGUCCCGCGCCGGCUUGCAGUUUCCCGUGGGCCGUGUGCACCGCCUGCUCCGCAAAGGCAACUAUGCGGAGCGCGUGGGGGCUGGCGCCCCAGUGUACCUGGCAGCCGUGCUGGAGUACCUGACGGCCGAGAUCCUGGAGUUAGCUGGUAACGCGGCGCGCGACAACAAAAAGACGCGCAUCAUCCCGCGCCACCUGCAGCUGGCCAUCCGCAACGACGAGGAGCUCAACAAGCUGCUGGGCAAGGUGACGAUCGCGCAGGGCGGCGUGCUGCCCAACAUCCAGGCCGUGCUGCUGCCCAAGAAGACAGAGAGUCACCACAAGGCCAAGGGCAAGUGAUGUCCGGGACACAGCAAAGGGCUGAAGUUCCACUUGAAUCUAAAGGCUCUUUUCAGAGCCACUACGUUUUCAUUAAAAAAGCUGUUAACUUUUAAUCUAAUAAUAAAUCAUGCUCUUGCACCUCUUUUAA